AGGCUUACAAGGUCAACAGAGGACUUUAAAGCCUUUAUCUCUAGUAGCUUAAGGGCUGACAUCUGCUUUUUACCUGCCCUUACCAAUACCACCUAACCAUAUUCCUCUAUACCUAGACCAUCCAAGUAUUUCCACUGAUCCAGGAAGAGGACUGAGGGAGAAGCCACAGGGAGUCAUGAGCUGCGAAUUUCUUGAGGAUACAGAUGAGCCCUUGUCCUCACCUUUGGUUCCAAGGCCUGGUGCAGCCUCUCAGUGUUUGGAGAACAAAUGAGGGAGGCCAGGAGAGAUGAGAAACAGCUUUGAGUCCAGAUCACUGAACCAGAGAUUUCUAUGCUGCUGCUUCAGAGCUGUGGGGAAGGUGGAACUUGAAGGGCAUUGGUUUGGGGCUUUUUUUGAUGGCUGGAGGAGACUGGACCCCUGAGCUGCACUUCCUGGCUGCUAUUCCCUGGGCCGCUGUCAGCAUCAUCUAGAACAGUGGUCCCCAACAUUUUUGGAACCAGGGACCGGUGUUCCUAUGAGAUUCUAAUGUCUGAUGAUCUGAGGUGGAGCUGAAGUGGUGAUACUAGUGCUGGGGAGCAGCUGCAAAUAUAGAUGAAGCUUUUCUCGCUUACCUGAUGCUUACCUCCUACUGUGCGGCCUGGUUCCUAACAGGCCAUGGACCAGUACCUGUCUACGGCCCAGGGGUGGGGACCCCUAGUCUAGAAGGUUUCUUGGAAACAUGAAUACCUGGAUUCUACCCACCCUCACUAAAUCAAAUCAUCUGGGGUGUGAGGCUCACAUAUCUAUUUUCCAUUAACAGCCUAGUGAUAAUCGGGCUGCGAUUGGGUAGCAGAAUGCCAGUUCCUCGUCCUCUUGGUGAGAGACUGAAAUGUCUCCUCCCUGAGGAAAUUGGGCUCCAGUCGCUUCCUGGAGUAUGUCAAACCCCACCUCCAGCCUCUAGGGCACACACGCCCUGAGUCUUCUGCAAGCAUCUAGCUCCACCCUCCCCACCCCAGUGCUACCUGUCAGACCUGAGUUAGCAGUCAGUGUACCCAGAAGACAGUGGGAGGCUCUGGAUAGCAGGCAGGGUUUCCUGCUGGGACGUGGGCUGUCCGGCCAUGCUCUGGGCGUUUUGGCCUAGGUGGCUGGCAGGCAAGGGGCUGCCCCUCCUGGGGGUAAUGCUGCUGCGGAAGAGAGAGAAGAGGGGAUCUCAGUGGAGUCACUGGCAGCGGGAAACCCACCCAUACUAUGACCUCCAGGUGAAGGUGCUGAGGGCCAGAAAUAUCCAGGGCACAGACCUGCUGUCCAAAGCUGACUGCUAUGUGCAACUGUGGCUGCCCACGGCAUCCCCCAGCCGUGCCCAGACAAAGAUGGUGGCCAACUGCAGUGACCCUGAGUGGAACGAGACCUUCCACUACCAGAUACAUGCCUCUGUGAAGAAUGUCCUGGAGCUCACCCUCUGUGACAAGGACAUCCUGGGCAGCGAUGAGCUCUCCCUGCUGCUGUUUGACCUGAAGAGUCUCAAGCCUGGCCAACCCCACAGACAUAUCUUCCCACUUAACCGACAGGAUUCACAAGAGCUGCAGGUGGAGUUUGUUCUGGAGAACAGCCAGGUACCUGCAUCUGAAGUCAUCACCAAUGGUGUCCUGGUGGCUCAUCCCUGUCUGAGAAUCCAGGGCAUGCUUGGGGGAGAUGCAACAGCCCCACAUCAAGAGUAUGGCUCUAGGCAGAUUCGGUUGGCAGUGCCGGGGGCCUACGAGAAGCCACAGCUCUUGCCCCUGCAGCCUCCCUUAGAAGCAGACUCCCCAGCCACUUUUACCUUCCAUGUGAAUCCAGUGCUGCACUCCAAACUGGAUGUGGAGCUGGGGGAGAAGCUCAUGGUCCUGCAGAGUGACCCAAGUGCUGAGUUGGAGGCCCAGAGCAGCAAGCUGGGAGAGGGGGGCAUCCUGCUCUCUUCUCUGGCCCUAGGCCAGGAGGAGCAGCGCUUGGUGGCCCUGGGGGAGGGCCAGGAGGUAACUCUGAAUGUGAAGGCAGAAAUGAGCUCUGGAGACCUUGACCUGCGCCUUGGCUUUGACCUCUGUGAUGGAGAACGGAAGUUUCUGGACAAGAGGAAGCAGAUCGUGUCUAAAGCUUUGCAGCAGGUGCUGGGACUGAGCCAGGCUCCUGACAGUGGCCAGGUACCUGUGGUGGCUGUGCUGGGUUCGGGAGGUGGAACCCGUGCCAUGUCUUCCCUGUAUGGCAGCCUGGCAGGGCUGCAGGAGCUUGGCCUCUUGGACACUGUGACCUACUUGAAAGGGGUCUCUGGGUCCACCUGGUGCAUCUCCACACUCUACAAGGACCCAGCCUGGUCCCAGGUGGCUUUGCAGGGCCCCACUGAGCGUGCCCGGGCUCGGGUCUGCAGCAGUAAGAUGGGGGCAGUAUCCACGGAGCGUCUACAAUACUAUGCCCAGGAACUGGGGAACCUGGAAAGCAGCGGUCACAGCGUUUCCCUCAUCGACCUCUGGGGCCUCCUCAUUGAAUAUUUCCUGUACCAGGAGGAAAACCCUGCCAAACUGUCUGACCAGCAGGAGGCAAUCAGCCAGGGCCAGAACCCUUAUCCCAUCUACGCCAGCAUCAACGUCCGUACCAACAUCAGUGGGGAAGACUUUGCAGAGUGGUGCGAGUUCACCCCCCAUGAGAUCGGCUUUCCCAAGUAUGGGGCUUAUAUUCCCACCAAGCUCUUUGGCUCUGAGUUCUUCAUGGGGCGACUGCUGAAGCUCUGGCCAGAGCCCCGGAUCUGCUACUUGCAGGGCAUGUGGGGCAGUGCCUUUGCAGCCAGCCUGGAUGAGAUUUUCAUGAAGACUGCCGGGUUCAGCCUCAGCUUCCUAGACUGGUACCGAGGCCAUGUAAACAUCACAGAUGACUGCCAGAAGCUCCAGUUGCAUGACCCCACCAGGCUGCGGACAAAGCUCUUCACUCGGCAGGGGCCCUUCUCCCAGGCUGUGCUGGACGUAUUCACAUCCCGCUUUACCGCCGCGGAGAACUUCAACUUCACCCAGGGCCUCUGCCUGCACAAGGACUAUGUGGCUGGCAGGGAGUUCAUGGCCUGGAAAGACACACACCCGGACGCCUUCCCCAAUGAGCUCACUCCCAUGAGGGACUGCCUGUACCUGGUGGAUGGGGGCUUUGCGCUCAACUCCCCAUUCCCAUUGAGCCUGCUGCCGCAGAGAGCGGUGGACCUCAUUGUGUCCUUUGACUACUCCCUGGAUGCCCCUUUUGAGGUCUUACAGAUGACAGAGAAGUACUGCCGGGACCGAGGCAUCCCCUUUCCCAGGGUCGAGGUGCUCCCUGAGGACCUGGAGGAACCCCGUGAGUGCUACCUGUUUGAUAGGGCUGAGGACCCUCGCUCACCCAUCGUGCUGCACUUCCCCCUCGUCAACCGUACCUUCCGCACACACCUGGCCCCAGGUGUGGAGCGACAAACGGCUGAGGAGAAGGCCCGCGGAGAUUUUGCCAUCAAUGGGUCAGACACACCCUAUGGCAUGACAAACUUCACCUAUGAGCCCGAGGAGUUCGAUCGGCUGGUGGCUCUGAGUCGAUACAACGUUCUGAACAAUGCGGAGACCGUGAAGCAUGCCCUCCGGCUGGCUCUGGACCGGCGACAGGCUGGGGCCAGGGCUGGAGGCUGACCCAGGCUGGAGUCGGAGGACUGUGACACAGAAGAGCGACUGUGGGGCUCCAGACCAAGGCUUGGUGGAGGGAGGACUCUGCGGGGCUCUGCUUCCCACCUUGCUGGGACCUGCCUUGAGGUCUCCCAGGUCCUGGAAAUCUCCUGUAGAAUUGUAGCUUAGACUUGGGGCAAGGCCCUUCUUAUAUGUGUUUCUAGGAGAAGAUGGGGCAGCAUGUCUCUUCAGGGGCUCUUGGGAGAGGGGGCCGAAGCGAACAGUGCUCAUUUUUCAUUGGAGUGUGUAGAGGAGGAGAUCAGGAAAUAGUCUAGCUCCAAGGCCCAUGGCCCACACAGAAGGACCUCAGAACCUCACCAGAAUGGGAGCUGUGAGAGUAGGUUACUCUCCUUAAACUGAGACCAGAGACACAUCCAUCCAAUCCACAAUUGUGUAAGUGGCCCAAUCCCUGACACCUUCCCCCAACCAACCCCUGCCUAUCUCCAGGUCCUGGAUGCAGUGUAAGUGCUAUCAAUAAUAAAGGGGGACCACAUGGGUUGCCAGUCUGAGUCACUAACUCCAUUGUCCUUCCUGCUAAUUCUCCUUCACCUUCUGGCCUCCUUCCAUCCCUUCUCACUCCUCACCUUCUGAAGGCUGUGAGAUGAUGGCUCGUGAUGACCCAUUCUGUCUGGACUCCAGCUGGUGUGCACAUUGUCUCCCUGCUAGUUACACUUCGCUCUUUAAAGUCGGGCCACAUCCUCUUGUCAUGUGUACAGCUGCACCUCGUGCAAGUAG
This is a messenger RNA of Pteropus alecto (black flying fox), 4415 nucleotides long. It is a transcript of the gene PLA2G4F, whose product is annotated as phospholipase A2 group IVF. The coding region runs from base 1098 to 3647 and encodes 849 amino acids. The transcript has 20 exons. The record is from RefSeq and is a predicted model, not a curated record. Gene Ontology annotation, molecular function: calcium ion binding; calcium-dependent phospholipid binding. Lineage: Eukaryota; Metazoa; Chordata; Mammalia; Chiroptera; Pteropodidae. Gene Ontology annotation, cellular component: cytosol. Gene Ontology annotation, biological process: glycerophospholipid catabolic process.